UUCCCGUGAUGCACUGCGCGAUUAUAAUGUGUGGCAGUUAUGUUCGAUAACGUACAUUAUCAUUUAUAUUAGCUUCCUAAACAUACGUGUUUUCCGGGAUGCUUCGGGUAUUGUAAAUAAAUUAAGCAUCAAAAAUUGGCUAGCUGAAAAAGCCCGGAGUUUAACGUUGUAACGUUAACCCGUAACUAAGGCAACCACGAAUAACAUGACUCGCUUGUGGGAGAAUAACUCAAAAACAGCACCCAUAUAGCUGUUUAGCUAGCUAGCUAUAUACAAGCUGUUUAGUUUAUGACUUACAUUCACUGCUUGCAGUAAUAGUUUAACGCUAACGCUACGUGUGUUGAUCAUGGAGAGACAUAAUGUGGGAAAAGAAAGGCUCGUAGUACCCACUGAUUUUACCUCACCAGCGGUUUCAAGUAAUAUCCAGGAAGAUCUGGUACCUCCAUCGCAUUUCGCGUCAAGUGUCCAGUCUGCUGGAGCACACAGAGGCGUUCAAAUCACAGGGACACUGCCACCCAUCUCCUGGAUAAACCCAGGUGUAACAUCAGUUCCAUCAGGGGAUCCCAGUCCUGCCAAUCCAUGGCUUGCCAUCACUCAGGCCCAACAGGAAAUAUUGGAACUGAGGAAGGAAAAUCAGAGAAUCAUGAUGAUACAAGGAGACAGCAUAAGAGGAAGGAUUCCAAUGGAUCACCCAUCAGACCAUAGGGCAAGAUGUGCAGAGAGACAUGAGCAGUGGUCCAGAUGGGAGUCAGAGUGGCGUCUGGAGGCAGAGAAGCACAAGGCUGAAGCUGAGAGGUUGAAGGAGCAGGUGGAGUCCCUGAAGGAGACUGCAGGGAGACACAGGGAAGAGAUGAGAGACAGAGGCAGCACUCAGAACAGACAGAGCCAUGAGUUGGAAGCAAUGCGUGAAGAGCUAUGUAAGGCUAAGACUGAACUCAGCCAAAUCAGAACGGAGCUCACUCACAGCAGUGCGGAAAAGGAGAAAAUAAGCUCACAGCUUGAUAGACUAAAGAGAGAGUCGGAUGAGGAAAUUACAAAGCUGAGGAGGGAUGUAGCGAGGAGCAAAGAGGAAGCCCAGGAGCUCGCUCUGAAGGCUGAAAUGGGCAGGUUACAAGCUGCGGAGGAGGCCAAACAGCAGACUAUAAGACUGUCAGAACAAUUGGAGAAAAUGCAGAAGAAGCAGGAGGUGGAGCUGCAACAGUUGAAUGCUUCCCACUGUGCAGAGGUGGGUGCAGCAAGAAAUACAAACAGUGAUCUACAGGACAGACUUCAGUCGAUGACUUCAGAAGUGCUGCAGCUAAAAAGCGCUCUGCUGGAGGUAUCUACUGAGAGAGACAGGCUAAAAGAACAUUUAAGCCAAAUGGGACAAGCUUUUGAGACACAAUCAACAACGCUGCACAGCCUCAGAAAUUACAUCGGCCAGCUUGCCCCAGAGAGAGAAGGAGAGAAGGAACAAUUAAAUAAAGCUGUUGAGAAGCUGAACACAGAGAAAGCAGCUCUUCAGAUGACCACAGAGCUUUUGACAGUCAGGCUCAACUCUGUGAGUGAGAUACUUGCCCUCCAAGAAGAGAAAAUAGUGAAGAAGUCCUCGGCAGACCCACUUGUGAAGAAUGGAUGUGAAGGUCUUCAAGUGCUUCAGCUCUGGAGAGACAAAGUAUUCAAGUUAUGCGUCCAGCUCCGCUCAAAGGACAUCGAACUAAGAGGAGAGAAGGAUAAACUUCUUUCAACAGUCAGAUUCAUGGAGCAGCAGCUCCAGCAGGAGCAGCACCGGGCUAAUGUGCUCCAACACAGUUUAGAUGACAAGAUAGCUCAGCUGGAGCUGGAGAGAGUGGAAAAGGAGACAUUGAUACAGGACAUGGCCCAGGAGCAAAAGGAAAACUCACAGCUAAAGUCACAGAGCCAGAAAGAAGAGGCUGAACUAAAAAUCCUGACAGAGGCCGUCACUAGGUUUGGUCUGGCAUUUGAAAGCAAGGUGGCAGAAGUAGACGCAGCUCAAGCAAGGCUCAACACUUUCACCCAGAGGCUAACUUUUGCUAAGAGACGCAUAGAGACUAUCCAAGGUUUGAUUAUGAGGAAGGUUGCUCUGCAGAAAGUUCAGCAGGCCAGUAAACAGACAGAACAAGCUGCUGACAGCCUCACAAACAUUCAGACAGAGCUUAGUUUGGUGUGCGAAGAGAGAGACAAGCUCACACAGGAGCUCAAAAGAACCCCGGAGCUCAUCGGGAAAGCUUUGGCUGAUCUGAAAGAACAAUAUGAAAGCAAACUGAGGCUUCAGCAGCAGCAGGCGCUGGAGCAGAACUGGGUGGAGGUCCGGCAGGCUGUGGCUGGCAGAGAGGAGGCCGAGCAGAGCCUGCAGCAGGUCCAGGCCCAGCUGGAGGAGAGCAAGGUCAACCUGGAGAAACUCCGCUCUGUGCUGCAUAGCCAGCAGGAGCACAGUGAACGUGCUCUGCAGGAGAGAGUGUCUGAGAUCGAGGACUCCUGUGCUAAAAAGCUAAGAGAGAUGGAGGUUCAAGUCAAUACUGCCACGAGAGAGCACACCAAAGCAGUUAUGACUUUGCGGCAGUUUGAGAGAGAGGCAGCAAGGAAACAGGAUGAGAUGAGAGAAACUCAACAACACACAAAGAGGGAAGUCCGGAAUAAGCAACUGAAGGAGAUGGAGAAAGACAAACAAAUACUGCUGGCCACUGUUGCUGAUAGAGGGCUGACAAGUGAGUAUACAAGAACUCACACAACAGCUCUACAAAACUCUGCUGUUCCCAGAAAACAUCGCGAAAAACCCUCAGAGAGCAGUCGCUCUGUGGGAACAGAAGUCCAAGUACCUGCAGCUGGGAGACUCCUGUCUGUUUUGGAGGAGCUCCAUUCUCUCAGUGCUGCUGUGAUAAACAGCUCUGAGGACUCUGCGGAGGAGGAGGGACAGAAUGACAGCGUGGGACCAUCCACUGGCAGUCUGCACAGCUGAUACCUCAUGAUGACUCACUCAGGAGCCAGUGAACACACCUUUCAUUUGUACAAAAGGUGGGCAGUGUUGAAAACCUACAUUCAGUGGAAACAAUUAGUUUGAGCCAAACAUCAGAAAACCACGCAUGUCAUAUUGCUACUGGGUGUAUAAGAAGAAUGAUAGCUAUGACACAGUAUGCUUGAAUAUAACACAAAUGUAAAUUUAAGUUUAUACAAUUCUUCCACUAUGUUUACAAAGAAUACUGGAAAUACAUUAAUGGACAGAUUUGACUCAAAAAGUGGUAUGAAAGGUUUAGAUGUUUAUGUGAAUAUCUAGGGUUUCAGUUGCAGAAUAAUCUGGUUUUUCACUCUUUUGCUUGGACUAAAUCACCUCACCAGUAAGACCACACUUUCAUAUAUUUUAGAUGGUUAAAUAAUAUUUUUCUGAAACUUGGCCCCAUAAUUGUUCCCAUUGAAUCAAUGAAAUGCUUUAAAGUUUAUAUUUUGACUGCAUGUAGAAUAAUAUAAUUAAUGACAAAUCACUGGACAGAUGAUGAAGGCUUCAAUAAAUGCAAAUAUGUGACUACUAGAUUUGUCAGUUACUGUGAGCUUUUUAGCAGGUAGCAAAGAAUGCUAAUGUGCAUGGAAGUCUGUUCUGUUGACUUUGAUCCUAGAAGUUUAUGUGAUUCUUCGUUACGUAGAAUUAUUUGUUAUGCAGAAACGUGUAUCUUACUUUUCGGUGUGAGUUAAUAAAGUAUUUUUAUAUUGCAA
Messenger RNA from Perca fluviatilis (European perch), 3708 nucleotides. RefSeq names its product coiled-coil alpha-helical rod protein 1 (gene cchcr1). The transcript is spliced from 19 exons. Bases 347 to 2959 code for a protein of 870 amino acids. Gene Ontology annotation, cellular component: centriole. Gene Ontology annotation, biological process: protein export from nucleus; cell differentiation. The record is from RefSeq and is a predicted model, not a curated record. NCBI's taxonomy places the organism in Eukaryota, Metazoa, Chordata, Actinopteri, Perciformes, Percidae.